CAGCUCACAACCUGCUCCCCCACCCACUCAAGGCGUUUACGGUUUUAUUUUGAAAGUUGGCCCUGAUGCUGUGCGGGCAGAUAGGACGCUUAAGACUGUGGAGAAGAGAGGAAGACGUAAUGGGGACAUCAGCUUUUCUCAUCGGUGUCUUAAUGGCCGGGAGGCGUGAAACCGCUCGUUAUGAUCGGUCGUGACGCCACAGGCUCGUGAGCGUUUCGACGCUCCGCCCCGAAAAUCCACCUGCUGUUGCUCUUCCACCUGGAACAGGAGCAACACUGACGGACAGGAGGCCGGGACAGCAGCAGGAGCAGCGGCAUGGGAGGUGUUUUCUCCAACGACAAAAUGGCGACAGUUUUCUCCUAUGAGAGUUCAGAAAUCGACUGGUGUGAAGACAACUACAGACACUCUGAACACGUGGUGGAAUACUUCAACACUAUGAGCAGUUUUGUUUUCUUCAUCAUAUCUCCCAUCAUGCUCUACCUGCUGCACCCUUACGCCAAAGAGAGGAACCUGGCGAUUCACUUGGUCUGGAUCAUGAUGAUAUUUGUGGGGAUCUUCUCGGCGUACUUCCACAUGACACUUAGUUUCGUUGGCCAGAUGUUGGAUGAGUUGUCCAUCCUGUGGGUGCUGGCGGUGGGAUAUGCCGUCUGGUUCCCCCGCAGGCUCUUCCCUUCUUUUAUAAAAGACAGGUCCACAUUUUCAAGUCUCGUCCUGGUGGUCACUGUCAUCACCACAGCGUCGUCAUUUGUAAAGCCUACAGCCAAUGCUUACGCUCUGAACUGCUUCGGCCUGCAUCUGCUUUACGUUCUGGCUUUGGAGAUGAGAUGCUGCACCGACCAGAAGGCUUUGCGACUGGCCAAGCUGUCGGUGGCUCUGUGGGUGCUCGCUAUCUCCUGCUGGAUUAGUGACCGUUUUGGCUGCAGCCUCUGGCAGAGGCUAAACUUCUGUUACCUGCACGGUAUCUGGCACAUUCUGAUCGUCAUGGCUGUGGCCUAUGGCAGCACCUUGAUUGCUUACCUGGAUGCCAACUAUGAGAUACCGUACUCACUGCCUGGACUGCAGUACUGGCCCUGUGAUAAAUGGGCUGUUGGAAUACCUCACAUUGUCCUGAAGGGCUCCCCCAAGACGCAGAAACGGUGCUAACCAAGUUAAAAGUCAUUUUUAACUUUGGCGAAACACUUCUGUCGAUACGCUUCCUUAGUACAGCAGUAAUACACUGAGCAAGACUAGGCAACAACCAAAUCUAAGUGACAGGUAAAGGAUUGGUUAUGCCAUGGAUGGAUUAAUAAGCCUAAUGUGCUGAGAAGCCUGAGGGAUCAGGAGGCCCCAAGGGUUUUAUGACUUGUUCUCCCAUUUCGUCAGGAAGUAAAAUUAUUUAUUAGGCCUAUAUUUAAUUUUUUGUGUCGGCCCGUACCAAUUUUUAAUAUAUGUCUGUUUUGUGUAUGUGCCCAGAGGCCCAUUGUCUUAUUUACAACAAUAAUAAUGACCGUAGGCACAGAGCUAAUGCAAACCCACACAAAAUAAUCCCGUUAUUUAUCAAAUUGAUUAUCAAAUUAAAAAUAUUGCGUAUUUAAAUAUGAAUUUUUUUUCCUGAUAACUAAGUAUUAGUAUUUCUAAUACAAAUAGCAGAACAUUAGGAAGUAUCAUUAUCACUGUUUUUGAUGGAGAAACUUAUUUGCCAAUUCAAUAAUAAUAAUAAUAAUCCAAGUACUGUUAGAAACAGCUGAUGUUUAGAACUGACUGAUGUUGAGCUUGCGCCGAGACCCCGAACGACUGAGAAAAUAAGAGUGUUAUUGUGUGUAUUUUGAAGGGUUUGUCUGUGAAGCGUGUGCGUGCUUUUUGUAAAUGAAUUGCUGGGAUGCACAUUUGAUUCUGCGCAACGUGGAACAUGUGGACAUGUUUUCUUGUGAUGAGACCGAUGCUUUUCUAGUAACAGCCGACAGUCUUGAGCGCGACAGUUUGAGUGAGGCACCACAGUGUGAUAUAUUUUAAAGUCACAUUGUAGUCACACAGUCAUACACCCUGCCGCCAAAGGCCAGAUCGAGCUGUUGAACCAGGGGACCAGUGGUCAAUGUUGAUCUAAAAGGCUUUAAACAGGAAACCUUACUUUGAAAUCGUUGUAUUUCGACGCAAACUCUGGUCUUGACAUGAGUGAUUUUCCUGCUGCUAAUGUAGAGGUACCGCAGUUCGCGACGCACAUUCAUUCAAGCCUCGGGUGAAGUUUGCGUGAGCUUUCUGAACAACGUGAUAGGAACGAUCACGUAAAGGCGUUUGGGAGGAUCUACCACCUUUAUUUUUGGACACACUGCAUCCACUUUAGCAUUGUUAGACCUUUCUUUUUCUUCUUUUUUUCUUCAAACAUCAGUCACGGUUCUGACUGAAUAAUACCAAUUGUCUGGCUCCAGUCUUCCCUAACCACAGCCGUGAUCUCAUCUUCCAGAAAGUUUCAUUUUCUGUUUCCUUUUGUCCGCGCUUACUCCUGAAUAAACCCUCAUGUGUGCUUGCCGCCGUUUUAUAAGGUGAAAGGAAGGUGCCAUCAGUUUAUGUUGAUUUGAGUUCAUAGACCGUAGGUGCUCAAGUUAGUAAUGGGAUUCUUAGAGCCUGCGGAUGCAACGUUUUUUAGGUUUUUAUGCUGGGCACCCAACAAAAUGUAAGUACACGUCAGGGGUUUAAAUCUUAGAAUGUUUUUAUAAAUGAGGUCCCUGAAGUGAGUGUUUAUGGCAUGUUAGAAGAUGCUGUGGUUGAUGACGUUAUUGUAUUUUAAUCUCAGGACAUUUCUUACAUUUUAGCACCACAUGUCUGUGAAUGUCGGAUUAUUCUCAGGUCUGCUUUUUGUCUCGUUCAGGAGCACAACAAGCACAUCCAAAGCGAUUUGUUUUGUAUGACUGUUGCAUCACUGAACUGUUAAAAGCCCUUGAUUUUGGUGACGUUUUGAGAAUAUUCAGGUGCCUUGUGUCUCCAUUCACGUGAUCUUUCCUGAAGGAUACAAUAGACAGAACAAUAGAUGUUUUACUAAAUGAAAUGCACGCGGCCACUGCAGCAGGGUUCAAAAGUGACCUCCUGUGGUUGCUGAAAUUGCUCAAAGGUAUCUAGUGCUUUUAGAAUCUGUGAUUAUUAGCUGGUGACAGCCAGAUGAUAGGUAGUUAUCUUUACCUUGUCAGAGCAAAUCAAACAGUAGUUUUGCAGAAAACUGUUGGCCUCUGUGUCCGGAUCAGGGUUCCCCAACCUCUGGGUCAGGACUCCCUUGCAGGGGAGAGGGGGGAUCACAUGUAAAAUCAGAGGACUUCAGAUAAUUUUCAGCAAAGCCAGCAUCAUGGCUGUAUGAUAAUGUCAGUCAGGUUGGUUCACUGCUUUGGUCCAGGCUGAAAUAUCUCAACAACUGCUGAGGUAUUUCCCAUAAAGUUUUGUAUAGAAGCUCAUGAAACCUCAGAGAAUGAAUCCUACACACUCUGGUAAUCCCACAACCAGGGCAUUUAUUCAGUCAUAGAGAAAGAUAUGCUUUGUGUACAUUAUUUAUUCAAAGUCAUGUUUGGAUUUUACUGAAAGUGUUUUUGGAUACGUUUUACCUUCCAAUAAAUUGCUGUUAUGUAU
Messenger RNA from Scatophagus argus, 3591 nucleotides. It is a transcript of the gene acer1, whose product is annotated as alkaline ceramidase 1. The transcript is spliced from 7 exons. Gene Ontology annotation, cellular component: membrane. The record is from RefSeq and is a predicted model, not a curated record. Gene Ontology annotation, molecular function: hydrolase activity, acting on carbon-nitrogen (but not peptide) bonds, in linear amides. Lineage: Eukaryota; Metazoa; Chordata; Actinopteri; Scatophagidae. Gene Ontology annotation, biological process: ceramide metabolic process. The coding region runs from base 316 to 1143 and encodes 275 amino acids.